AUGAUUGGGCACAUAGUUGAAAUGGAUAUGGAUUACAUAAAGACUUCACACCCGAAUUUUGUGGGUGAGAGUAAAGCUGUGGAGGUUACCUUGCAGCAAGUGAAAUCUUUUAAGCUUGCAACAACAGUGUCGAAGCAAAAGGAUGGAGUUGAGUCUGAAAAAGCUCCACAAUCUGAAAGGGGUAUAAAGUCACGUGCAAUUCUUGCUAGGCCUGUUAAUGGAAUUGUCACAGAACAGCAUAAUCAACCAGGGUCUCGAGCAGUUGGUGAGGUUGAGAAGCCAACAGCUGCACAAGUUGGGGAAUCUCAUCGAUUUUUGGCUAUGGAUCAUUCAUUUUCUAUGAUCCAUCUGAGGGAGUACGGUGCUUUAUGUUUUGAUACUAGUAUUGGUCAAGGGGGUACUAUUGCAUGGAAGGUGCUUCAAUACACAUUUGCUUACAACAAUGUACACAAACUAAGGAAAUAG
Lactuca virosa is the source of this 465-nucleotide messenger RNA. NCBI's taxonomy places the organism in Eukaryota, Viridiplantae, Streptophyta, Magnoliopsida, Asterales, Asteraceae. The record is from the annotation of a GenBank genome assembly.